AUGGGUGGAGUGUACCGUCAGGACUUUGCACACACGAGGUUGCAAGGCGGCUUCUUCAAUAUGCCACAGGACCGCGCAGACCCGGAGCUCCGUCGCCAGAAGGCGUUGAUGAUUGCCGCCCUCGGCCUGGAGCCCCCUGCCUUCCAUCACUUCAAGCGCCUCGCGCGCCAAGGGGAGGUCCACCAAAGCCGCAGUGGAGGACCGAGUGGUCCAGAGGCCUUGACUCCAUUGGGGGGAUCUUCUGGAAGCCGAGAGACGAGCAGCAGUGCUUCAAAGUCUUCCGAUGGCGCCAGAUCGAACGCAAAAUGA
Symbiodinium natans is the source of this 309-nucleotide messenger RNA. Lineage: Eukaryota; Dinophyceae; Suessiales; Symbiodiniaceae. The record is from the annotation of a GenBank genome assembly.